AGAGGAGAGAGAGAUAGAGAGAGAAUAGCAGGACAGACACGGUAGCGUGGAUUAGGGAGUUGAGAAGGUUUCAGUCUUACCUCAAGUUAAUUACAUUUAAUUACCUGUUGCUCACUGGAGGAGAACAAAGAAAGGGUAAACAAUAAGAUCGAGAGAGAGAGAGAGAGAGAGAGAGAGAGAGGGGGGGGGGGGGGGGACCAGGGGUAGAGAGAGAGAGAGGACCAGGGGUAGAGAGAGAGAGAGAGAGAGAGAGAGAGAGAGAGAGAGAGAGAGGGGGAGAAACCAGGGGUAGAGAGAGAGAGAGAGGGAAGGACAACAGUUGAAUGUUGACAGAGGGAGUGAGGAGAUUAAUCGGGAGAGAAACAAAAAGGAGGAGAGAGAGGGAAAAAAGAGAGAAAGUGUAGAAAACGAAUAGAUACACAUUGACAGAGUGGACUGGACUGGACUUCAAUGAAGCUCUGACAUCAGCUAAAUAAAGGGAGAGAAGAGAGAGCGUGAGAAAGGAGGUCACUGCAGUCCAAAGUAGGUGCUGUGCACUAUAGUUCGCUUAUGCAGGAGAGUUAGGACAAACACAGACAGACAGACGUUCACUGCACGAUUGAACCAUGUUGAUGAAGGAGUACAGAAUAUGCAUGCCACUAACUGUGGAAGAGGUAAGUGUGUGUACACUGGAUAAGUGUGUGUUUGUCUGUGAGCGUGUGUGGGGGGGGUUGUCAGUGUGUGUGCAUGCUUGUGUGUUUGAAUGUGUGUGUACUGUAGACCGCUGCUGUAAAUAUAAGGUGACAGCUUUUCAUGUGAUCUUGAAAGUGUUAAAGUUGCUAGAAUACAGAUGUAGGAUCUUAAUUUGAUCACCCUGUUGCAGGACAUCUUGGAGUGGAUUUAAGGGUUUAAUUUACGAUAAAUGUAUCACCCUCUACAAAAAAUGUAUAUUCAUUAUAAUCCAUAUCAUAAUUCAGAUUUGCUGUUGUUGCAGGAUUAUUUUCCUGCUGUAGCAAACUGGAUCAAAUUAAAAUCGUACAUCUGUAAGAGCACUACACACAGGCAUCCUGUAGUUGAGUAGUGUUGUUCAUGUGGCUGGCACUCUGUAUGGUCCUGCAUGUACCUAAUCUCAGCUCUGUGUUGCUGUCUGUCAGCAUGGGGUGAACAGACUACACCUGGCAAUGAGCAUCACAAUGUUAUUGUGUCUAAAUUAUCGCUCCAUCUGUUCCUCUCUCUCUACCUCUACCUCCAUCUCACUCUCUCUCCUCCUCUCCCUUUUUUCCACACAAACAAGUUGGACUGGUUGAGGCUUACAACCCCAAACGUCAACAAAGGCAUUUGGCCUGGAGGUUAAAAACAGACAGAUUCCACCAGGGUGUAAGAAGUGGUGGGUGGACGAGGGUUUAGGGGGAAGGUGCUCUAGAGUGCCCUCAAAGGGAAGUUCCUUGUUCCCUCGCUCCCUCCAACCACCACAACAAAGCAGUUAUACCUGUCAUAGUGUUUAAGUCUGAGCUAUCUGUCUGGAACAGUGUUAUGUAGAUGUUUAUUAUUAGAACAUGCUGUGCCGGAAACUUCAAUUGAUACUUCACUAUGAAACCAACUUUGGUCGGAUGUUAGGCCACUUCUGUGGUCUGGAAACGUGUGACAAACUUUAGAGUGAACUAUAACUUUAAGAUCACUAAUGUUUGAGUGUUUGUGUAAGCUUUAGCUAGUGUGAUCACAGGGUUUUUAUGGAUCAAAAUGGGGCUUAGCUGGUGGGCAUGGCCAUGGGCCUGGCCAAUGCUGCUGUGGCCGACCAAAAAUGUUUGAGGCCUUCCAGUCGGCCGCAGUUUUAAAGCUAAUUUCCUGCAAUUCCAUGCAUGUUGCCAUGGCUUAUGCUAUGUGAGUGACUCAAAAAUUAUAACAAAAUCAAUGGGGGCCCCAUGUCAUGACAAAAACACUCCUGAAUGUAUAAUUUCUUUGAAUGUUAGAUUAUCCCGGACUGGCUAACUUUUAUUUCGGUGACUGUUGGUCCUCAAAGAUGAUUGUAUUUAAAAAUAUAUAGGUCCUUUAUCUUUUCUACAUACUUUAUAUCUGGUUUUAUUCAUUUAAGUUUACACUGAAAACGUUUUUCCCAUCAUUAUUAUUAUUAUUAUUAUUAUUAUUAUUAUUAUAAUAUAAUAUAUUUCUUUACUGUUUGGACAUAGGCGCCCGAAAAAAACACGUAGGCAGCCCGCCCAAUACUUUUCUAUGCAGACAAAACCCUGGAUCAGUGUCGUGUAUGAUCUAUCUGAAAGUAGUCUCUGUAAAAUCACAUAGAACCAAAUCCUAAGGUGAGAUCCAUUCCACGUGUGGAACUCAGACUCUCAUGGUCUGAUGGGGAAGCGCAUUAAGAUUCCUGUGCAGCUUUAGUGGGAUCAGCUUAUAGUUCCACAUUCAAACCAUAGCACUGUUUAUGCAAUGUCUGCACUCACGCACACAUACACACACACACUUCUAAUUCUGAGGGGAGUGUAGCUGGUUGUCCUAGUAGGUUGAUGGGUUAAGACACAGGUAUGUGUGUGUUUCGUUUUUAGUCAAAGGGUGGGUGACAAAUUAAGACAGGUAUGUGUGUGUUUCAUUUUUAGUCAAAAGGUGGGGGACAAAUUAAGACAGGUAUGUGUGUGUUUCGUUUUUAGUCAAAAGGUGGGGCACAUAUUCACAUAAUAUAGUUGCUGUCUUACUGCACUGUAUGUUUCUGUAAUCGUCAGUACAUGUUAAACACAUUAACCACAAAACUGUCACAGUAAUCUGAAGUCAAAGAGAAACAUAAUGCUGUGUGGGUUUUUGUUGUUAGUCAAAGGAUGGGUGACACAUUCAUUUAGAGAAUGGCCAGACCAGAGACAUAGAUAUCCAUUCACAUAGUGGCCAUCCCAGAGACAUAGAUAUCAAUUCACACUGCUAUUUAAGUCAAUAUUUAUUGUGUACGAUCUACAUUGUAUUAAGACAGGACUGUGUGAAUUGACUCUCCCCCUGCUCCUUUAAUCUCUCUUCUCAUCUCUCCCCCCCACCCCCAGUAUAAGAUUGGGCAGCUGUACAUGAUCAGCAAACACAGUAGUGAGCAGAGCGGAGGAGGGGAGGGGGUGGAGGUGGUGAGGAACCAACCAGACUCACAUCCCCAACACGGCCUGGGACAGUUUACUGAGAAACGCAUCUACCUCAGCAGGUAACACAGGCACGCAUGCGCACGCAAACACACACCUACUAUCCCACACUCACCCCUAUGGCCUAGCCCUAGAACAUACCACACACAUACGUCUACCUCAGCGGAAGGUAACAGUACAUUCCUCCCCUCUGUCUGUCUCUCUCUCUGACAGUAAACUGCCAUCCUGGGUGAGUGUGUUUGUCCCCAGGGUCUUCUAUGUGACCGAGAAAGCAUGGAACUUCUAUCCUUACACCAUCACAGGUCUGACAACACUAUUCUAUCCACCACAUACACAGCCUUUUCACCUGCUACCAACUUGUACUUCCUAUAGGGUCAAGUCAACAUACAACAUAGAAAGUUACUUUGUUUCCUUGUCUGCACACAAUCUGCCUUAUCGAGACCCUAUUUACUUUAAACAUCUGUCGUUCCACAUGUUUUUAAAUAUGUGUGUGUGUGCCUGUGUGUGGUGUGUCACUAAUGAUGUUCCUCUCUAUCCGUAUGGAACUUCCGCGGUGUGUGCUUCAGAGUACUCAGUAAGUAUUCACACAUCAUUUGCAUGAAGCAUGCAGUAGAGCUCAUCAGUCUCCAAAUGUCUGUGUACAUAUCCUCAUCUGUCUACUCCUCUCUCCCUCCCUCCUCUCUCUCUCCAUCCUUCUCUCUCUCUCCAUCCUUCUCCCUCCUUCCAUCCUUCUCCCUCCCACCUUCUCUCCCUCCCUCCUUCUCUCUCCCUCAAUUCUUAUCUCUCUCCCUCCCUCCCUCCUUCUCUCUCCCUCCAUCGUUUUCUCUCCGUCCAUCCUUCUCUCUCCCUCCCUCCUUCCCUCCAUCCACAUCCAUCCUUCAUCUACUGUAGGUGUCGUUCCUUCCCAAGUUCAGCAUCCGUAUUGAGACCAGGUUCGAGAACAACAAUGGCGACAACAAUAAUGUGAGUAUGACCGAAGGAGAGAGAGAAGUGGGGUGUGGGGGGGGAGAGAGAGAGAGAAAUUGUAAUAUUCUCUACAGUGUGAGGAGAAUGCUCAUCAAAUUGAUGUGGCCAUUACAAGGAAAACAAGCAAAGCACAGAAUGCAAUAUCGGCAGAUCUAUUAGCCAUCCACUGUGUGUGUGUGUGUGUGUGUGUGUGUGUGUGUGUGUGUGUGUGUGUGUGUGUGUGUGUGUGUGUGUGUGUGUGUGUGUGUGUGUGAGUGUAAGAGAGCGAGAAGGGUACAUGCUUGUAUUACAGGCUUGUUUCACCACCUUUUCUAUGGCCUCACGGAAUUCCGACACACAAACACAAUUCUGAGCUGGUUUGUCCCUACAGCAUGCCCCUGUAAUCUCUGGAUGGAAACCUGGGAACAAGACUGAACACACCACUGAACUCAUCUGGCUGUUAGUCUGUGUGUGUGUGUGUGUGUGUGUGUGUGUGUGUGUGUGUGUGUGUGUGUGUGUGUGUGUGUGUCCAGAAAUUUGACGAAGCUUGUUUCAACCUUCUCCCAGCUACAGGUUACAUGUGUUCAUUUUAGCAGAAACACAGACUCCCACACACACCCACACCCAUAAAUACACCUCUAUUACAACACACAGCAACAUAGAAGACAUCUAAAGGGCACAAAAGCACAACCAGAACAGAGGAACACCAGCAGGUUUAAAGGAUGAGGUAAAACAAUGCUUUUGACAUGGAAAAAUAGGAACUAUGACAAGUGUCAACAGACUAACAGACAGACAGGAGGACAAUACAUACGUUAUAUAAGAGAAUAGAUUCUUAAACACACAGAGACACAGGACAUAAUAGGAUCUGAAACCCAGCUGAUUAUCUGGCUGUGGGUUUGUCUCCCUGCUCUUCUCUUUGUUAAAUACCAGCAGAGGAAUGAACAUCUUCAAAAGAGACAUUACUCUCUCUUUCACUUUCUGUCAAGACAAGGGGACAGAACAGAACAGAAAGAACAGUGACUUUUCUCUCUCUUUCUUUGUCUCGUUCUCUUUCUCUCUUCUUUCACCCCCGCUCGUCCUUCUUCGCCUGCUCCCUCUCUCCUUGUCUCUCUCUUUUUUUGUGAUUUAGUGUGCUCCCUCUAUCUCCCUUCCCCCCGCUCUCCACCUCUUUCUCUCUCCCCUAAUCUCCCUCGACCUCACCCCCCCUCUCUCUUUCAUUCUCUCUCUCUCUUUCAUUCUCUCUCUCUCUCUCUCUCUCUCUCUCUGUGUCUGUGUGUGUGUGGUGAUUUGCUCAAGGCCUGAGGGUGGGGUAUUAUGAUGGGUGAUAUGGUGUGUGACCUCACUAUUCCCCCUCUUUCCUCAUCUACUAGUCCCUGGCUCCAGUGUGUGUGAGUCUGUCUAUUUCUGAGUGACCUCCCCCUCUGCUCGGUUGCAGGUAUUCGGGGAUAGGCCCACCCCUGCAGAGAGCGUGAGCCACCUGGAUAUCCUCGUUGACCCCAUCCCUGACAAACACUACAAGGAGACAGAGGUACAAGCGUGCACACACACAUUUCCUCCUUCUGAAGUUCCAGUAACUUCAGAAGGAAAUAUACACAGACACUUGUGCAAUCUAUGCAUCUUGGGCCACAGAUGCCUAUCAUGUUGAAUCACUCAUUUAUUAUAUGUGAGGUAUUGAGCAACAACCUGCUUACACAGGCCUACGCACACACACACACACACACUCCCCCUCCCCCUACACAACAGCCAGUGAUUUAGCUCCGUCAUCAGGUAAUGUGUACUUUGUGUCUCUGUAGGACCUGAGUCGCUGGGUGUCUGAGAAGACGGGCAGAGGCCCCCUGGUGGAAGGGUGGUGGAAGGACAGCACCCCCAUUAUGUGCUCCUAUAAGAGGGUGAAGUGCAGUUUCGAAGUCUACGGCCUCCAGGGCAAGACUGAGGACUUCAUACACAGGGUGAGAGGAAACUACAUUUACCAUCAUGCAUCAGGUGAGAACCUGACCUAAGGGUCAAAAUGUUGUUUCAAGAAACACAUUUGAGAGCAUAGAUUGUGUUUGGGGAAUCUUCUUUUCUUUUUGCUCAAUAUAUACACUUUGAUCUCCAGCAGCACCUGCUCAAAGCCUUUGGAUGUGUUUCUUUGAUGUAAUACAUGUAUUUUCUCUGUUGUGUAUGAUCUGACAGAACAUCCAGGACAUCCUACUGGUAGGACACAGACAGGCAGUAGCCUGGAUAGAUGAAUGGCACGGUCAGUAGAGGACAUGGUUAUAAUGCCUUAUAACAUAUAGGACAUGAUUUAUAAUAGAACGUGGUUAUAAUGCAUUAUAUUAUAGAACAUGGUUAUAAUGUCUUAUAACACACAGGACAUGAUUAUAAUAUGACAUGUUAUAAUGCUAUAUAACAUACAGAACAUGAUUAUAAUAGGACAUGGUUGUAAUGCAUUACAUUAUAAAACAUGUUUAUAAUGCAUCAUAACAUAUAGGACAUGAUUAUAAUAGAACAUGGUUUUAAUGCUAUAUAACAUAUAGGACAUGAUUAUAAUAGGACAUGGUUAUAAUGCUUUAUAACAUAUAGAACAUGAUUAUAAUAGGACAUGGUUAUAAUUCUUUAACAUAUAGAACAUGAUUAUAAUAGGACAUGGUUAUAAUGCAUUAUAUUAUAGAACAUGGUUAUAAUGCAUUAUACUACAUCGUAAUUUAUGCCUUUCAAUGUGCUGUUGUUGACUGUUGCUGUAUGUUUUUGUUCGGACAUGCUUAUAAUGCAUUAUGAUAUACAUGGUUAUAAUGCAUUAUGAUACACAUGUUACAUAGUUUAAUGCAUUAUGAUACACAUGUUACAUGGUUAUAAUGCAUUAUGAUACACAUGUUACAUGGUUAGAAUGCAUUAUGAUACACGUUACAUGGUUAGAAUGCAUUAUGAUACACAUGUUACAUGGUUAGAAUGCAUUAUGAUACACAUGUUACAUGGUUAGAAUGCAUUAUGAUACACAUGUUACAUGGUUAGAAUGCAUUAUGAUACACAUGUUACAUGGUUAUGAUAAUGCAUUAUAAGCUCAUCAGUCUGUGCUUUUCCUUACAGGGAUGAGUUUGGAGGAUGUGAGGGAGUUUGAGCAACAGAUACAGGAACAGACCAACAGCAAACUCAAAUCAACCCAGAACAACAACACAGGUAACUAUUAGAGCUGGGACGAUAAACCAAAAAUUAUCGACACCGACCAUACCGAUCACUUAUCAAAGGCAUUUUGCUGAUAUCAUUCAUUACGAUAAGUACUCUAGAGAAAUGUGAAGUUUGAAAUUAAAUAAGUUUGCAAAUAUGGAUGAUUGUUAAUUGGAUAAUUGAUAGCUUCAACCACAAAACUAGUAGUUUAAAGGAUAAUAAUAAAAAACUGCGGUGCACAUUAACGUUAGAAACGUAUCGUUCUAUUUAUCGCUAUCGUAUCUAUUCAGGCAAUUUAUCGCUAUAUGGAUUUUUGUCCAUAUCACUCAGCUGUAGUAACUACUAUAGUCUACUACUGUACUAUUCUAUAUCAUCCCUUUAAUAGAGAACGAGAGAGUGGGCAAUGAGGAGGAGAGAGAGGAGAAAAAGAGGGGGAGUGUGGGGGAGGAUCGAGAGGAUAGGUAGUGGAGAGAAAGGAGAGAGAGAUAGAAGGAAGAGUAAGGGAAGAGGAGAGAGCAUAGGGGGAAAUGAGGGAAAGUAGGGGAGCGGGGGAGGGAGAAAGAGCAGGGAUGGGAGAGAAGGGGAGGGGGAAGAAGGGAAGAGCAUGCCGAGGCGGAGAGGUGGAGAGGAAGACAAAGAUCAUUGAGAAGAAGAAGAGGUAAGAGAGAGCGAAGUAGCAAAAUAUGUAUUUCACAGAAAGGAAGAGCAAUGAGAGCAGAGGAGAGUGAGCCCAACAGUCUGACGACUCAAACUGAAUUCUUCCGCUGCUCUAUGUUUGCUACAUACUUCAGUCUGAGACUGCAAUCAUUGAAAUUCGUUUGUGGUGACGUCCAAAUGAGGGCUGUUGUACAAAACAAAGUAAUCAGUGAUUGGAUCGUCUCUAUCCAAUCAGAGUAUCAAAGCCAAUGACGAAUUUUCUAAACGCUGCUUGGCCCGACCCAUCGGUUUCUGGGACCAAUCAGAACUGUUAGAAUAUGUUUGCGUUCUAGAAAUCGUUGUGUAGGUACUCAGAUCCAGACUCAUUGCAGAGAAGAAACUGUCUGUGGGCGUGGCCUAGCGUUUGGCUGGAACAAGGAGUUUGGGUAGCUAUUGCAGCACUUACUGCAAAUGUAUGCCCUAGUGGGGGUCUGCGUGUGUGUGGGGUCACUCUGCCCCCUGCUGGUGAGUCAUGAGAAGCUCGGCCGGCUGUUGCUGCUGAAUGAUAUCGAGGGCAGCAGCCAAGGAAUGGCCCGUAGCAUGUGUGUGUGUUACGGGAGACAUGAGGCUGAAAUGGAUUUGCAGUCAUUGCUCAGUCUCUCUGCUGCAGCUCGCUGCGCUGUCCUGACCACCUACAUGCCAGAACAUGCUACUGCAGGCACAUAUCAGAUUUUACACAAAAACAUUUCAUGCCAUUCAUCUCAUUUGGGGGAAAAAAUGUGUAUUUUUAUUAGGGGUGUGUGAACUGUGAAGGGAUGUGUAUUUGAAUAAUUUAACCCCUCAACUCCCCCCCCCCCCCCCCCCUUCGUUCCCCUCUUCCUCCCCCCGCCUCUUUCUCUCUUUCUCAUCGGCAGCAGCCCCUCGUCCGGCGUUCUACCGCUCUAUGUCUGUCACAGACGAGCGCUCUCUGAAGAAGAUGGGAGUGAAGACUAUAGCCAUGUCAGACCCCUCCACCUCCACACUGCCUCAUACCACUGUCCGCCUUAACUCCACCCCAGAGUAACACACACACGUUCAUGUUCAUACAGAUGCACCAAUUCCUGCCUGCCUUAAACCCCUCAGUGACAGUAACUACACUGCGACAGUUCCUUUUUUUUACACCAUCCACCACAAACACACUUAACCAAUAAAGCUACACCGUCCACAGAAGCAGCACUUAGAGCACUCACAUGCCUACCCCUUUCUCCAGCUGUAACUAUAUAACCCAUACACCCAACCCCCGGUCCUACCCCUUUCUCCAGCUGUAACUAUAUAACCCAUACACCCAACCCC
Messenger RNA from Coregonus sp. 'balchen', 9161 nucleotides. NCBI's taxonomy places the organism in Eukaryota, Metazoa, Chordata, Actinopteri, Salmoniformes, Salmonidae. The record is from the annotation of a GenBank genome assembly.